AUUAAAAAGAAAGUGGAGGAAAAGCAACCAGAGGAACCCAAAAAGGCAGAGGAAAAGAAAGAAGACAAGAAGGCUGAGGAACCCAAGGAUCCACCACCACCACCGCCUCAAGAGAUUGUGUUGAGUGUUUACAUGCAUUGCGAAGGCUGCGCCAGAAAGGUCCGCCGAUGCCUCAAAAACUUCGAAGGAGUUGAAGAAGUUGAGACAGAUUGCAAGACCCACAAGGUUGUGGUGAAGGGAGCAAAGGCAGAUCCAGUGAAGGUUCUAGAGAGGGUACAGAUGAAGAGCCACCGCCAGGUUGAGCUUCUCUCUCCUAUCCCAAAACCUCCGGCUCCAGAAGAUGCCAAAAAAGCCGAUGAGAAAGAAGUUGCCAAACCUCUAGACAAAAAACAAGAGCCUCAGGUCAUCACAGUGGUUCUCAAUAUUUACAUGCAUUGCGAGGCUUGUUCUCAAGAAAUCAAAAGACGCAUACUCAGAAUGGACGGGGUUGAAAGUGUGGAACCAGAUCUAAAGAGCUCACAAGUGACAGUGAAAGGUGUGCUCGACCCACCAAAGCUGGUGGAGUAUGUGUACAAGAGAACAGGGAAGCAAGCUUUGAUAGUGAAGCAAGAAGCAGAGAAGAAAGUGGAGGAAGAGAAGCCCAAGGAAGAGAAGAAGGCGGGCGAUGGCGGAGCCAAGGACACCGGCAAGGGCGGAGAGGCGGCAGCGACGGAGAAGAAAGAUGGCGGAGGAGAGGCGGCUGUGGCGGCCCCACCAGAAGCAAAGGCGAAGUUGCCGCCCGCCGGUUGUUUAGGCAGCACACAGGACAGUGAUCUGUCAGAUAUGAGUUAUGUGCUCUGA
Messenger RNA from Camellia sinensis, 840 nucleotides. NCBI's taxonomy places the organism in Eukaryota, Viridiplantae, Streptophyta, Magnoliopsida, Ericales, Theaceae. The record is from RefSeq and is a predicted model, not a curated record.